GAUAUACACACCUUCCGGACUUCCGGCAUGGCUGCGGUAACUGUCACAAUGAGUGGAGCUCUGCUCGCCAGUCUCAUUUAUGAGAACACGAAUAACUCCGGAGAUCAGGAAGGAUUUUUGCUGGGAGAAGUGACAAGUCGCAUUACAGAUACCAUCAGUGAUUCGCAACUGCACGGCGAAACUGAAGAAACCAAUUUGAAAAUCUGUUCCAUGCUUCCGUGCGGCCAGUACCAGCUGUACGACAAGCAGUGCUGUUUGAACCAAGAGAAGGUGGCCUCCGUUUUAGCACGCAGGGAAGUGGUCGGCUGGUAUCGAUUUCGUCGUCAGUCUGCACUUCAAGUGUCCCUACGUGAGCAAGCGAUCCACCAGCGGCUUUCCCAGUGGGUGACCCAAAGUGAUCUCUUCCUUCUGGCCCUGUUCCGUGCUGCCACAUCCCCAAAUGGUGCCACCCACUCCAUGGAUCACGUCUUUCUCUUGGGGGCUGGAGAGAAACGCUACCGUGCUGUGCCCCUGCAGUUGGUCAACCUGGCUGCCAGCCACACAGAUUAUCACCUCUACCCAGGCUCAGCGGCUAGUAUUCACCAGGGAGCCUUUUCGCAGCUUCUUGCCUCCGCAACUCAGACCUGGACAGCAGGGCCUGUAUUGCAACUUCACAGCCAACUGCAAGGCACACUGCAGAUGUUGCAGGACCAGGUAGCGGAGUCCGAAGCCCAGGUGGCCGCGUCAGCCAAAGAGGUGGCCCAGUUGCGACAGGGCAAGAUAUCGGAACUUGUUUGAUCGGCUCAAGAAUAUCCUGAGGAUGAAUUUUAAAAAAACUAGUUACGUCAUUUUCGGCGGCACGUUACGCAAAAGAGAGGGUGUUUCCUGGAAGACAGACUUCCUGGUAUGCGUUUGACAUAUUUGUAUCAAUUUUGGCCACAAUAAAGACCUUUCUGGCAUCAC
Ornithodoros turicata is the source of this 942-nucleotide messenger RNA. Its product is annotated as BRISC complex subunit Abraxas 2-like. The record is from RefSeq and is a predicted model, not a curated record. Lineage: Eukaryota; Metazoa; Arthropoda; Arachnida; Ixodida; Argasidae. Gene Ontology annotation, biological process: protein K63-linked deubiquitination; attachment of spindle microtubules to kinetochore; mitotic spindle assembly. The transcript has 7 exons. Gene Ontology annotation, molecular function: polyubiquitin modification-dependent protein binding; microtubule binding. Bases 28 to 777 code for a protein of 249 amino acids. Gene Ontology annotation, cellular component: nucleus.